UCUGUGUUAUGGAUCAUUUGUACAACGCCAUCUGCAAAUGUCCACCGACGACUGCAUGGAAUGAAACAACACAAAGAUGUGAUAUUUUAAACGAAAACAUACUCAUGAUGCAGAAUUUACCAGUUAUUAAGAAAAAAUACAUUCAAGAAGAUGGUUCCUUGGAUAAAGUGAUGCUGAAUGUUGACAUCGUAAAUGCGAUGAACACAGUGUAUCCAAAGAAAAUCCUGGAUUACGCUUACUUGUUGAACUACACGGAAUCCUCGCAUGUUGUAAAGUGCAAUGUGAUUGCUCAAUUUAGCGGCCCGACGAAGUAUGAUGCUAAACGUUACACUUUCUAUGCAGAUCUUCAACUAAAUUGCAGUGACUGCUCAAUGUAUCUGCUACCCCCAAUACUUCUGGAUAAGCAGUCUUUCAAGGACAGUAAUACUUUAUAA
Uloborus diversus is the source of this 434-nucleotide messenger RNA. RefSeq lists its product as uncharacterized. Lineage: Eukaryota; Metazoa; Arthropoda; Arachnida; Araneae; Uloboridae. Bases 9 to 434 code for a protein of 141 amino acids. The transcript has 5 exons. The record is from RefSeq and is a predicted model, not a curated record.